AUGUCGGGGCAGAGCAUUACGGACAGGAUCACCGCAGCCCAGCACAGUGUAACGGGAUCUGCCGUGUCCAAAACAGUGUGCAAGGCCACUACGCACGAAGUCAUGGGCCCGAAAAAGAAACAUUUGGACUACUUAAUCCACUGUACCAAUGAAAUGAACGUGAACAUUCCGCAGCUGGCCGACUCUCUGUUUGAGCGGACCACCAACACCAGCUGGGUGGUGGUCUUCAAGUCUCUCAUCACCACACAUCACCUCAUGGUCUAUGGCAACGAGCGAUUUGUUCAAUAUCUGGCUUCCAGGAAUACACUAUUUAAUCUCAGUAACUUUCUGGACAAAAGUGGUUUACAAGGAUAUGACAUGUCCACGUUUAUUAGGCGGUAUAGUCGAUAUCUGAAUGAGAAAGCUGUUUCAUAUAGACAGGUUGCCUUUGACUUCACAAAAGUGAAGAGGGGGGUGGAUGGUGUAAUGAGAACCAUGAAUACUGAGAAGCUGCUAAAAACAAUUCCAAUUAUUCAGAACCAAAUGGAUGCACUGCUAGAUUUCAAUGUCAAUGCCAAUGAGUUGACUAAUGGAGUGAUCAAUGCAGCGUUUAUGCUGCUCUUCAAAGACUCCAUCCGGCUUUUUGCAGCGUACAACGAAGGCAUCAUAAACCUCCUCGAAAAAUACUUUGACAUGAAGAAAACUCAGUGUAAAGAAGGUCUGGAUAUCUAUAAGAAGUUCCUCACUCGAAUGACCAGAAUAUCGGAAUUCCUCAAAGUAGCAGAGCAAGUAGGCAUUGACCGGGGUGACAUUCCAGACCUCUCACAGUUCACAGUCUGUGCUCCUAGUAGCCUAUUGGAAGCUCUGGAACAGCACUUGGCAUCGUUAGAAGGAAAGAAAGUGAAAGACUCCACCGCUGCCAGCAGAGCCAGCACGCUGUCAAACGCAGUCUCAUCACUGGCAAGCACAGGGAUGUCUUUCACUAAGGUUGAUGAGCGAGAGAAGCAGGCGGCUUUGGAAGAAGAGCAAGCACGACUGAAGGCACUGAAGGAGCAGCGACUCAAAGAGCUUUCCAAGAGGCCCUCGUUUUCUACGACAGACACAUCACCAGUUUCCACCACCGGGGGCACUAUUAGCACAGCACUCGCUAUAGACCUCUUCUCAACACCCAGCUGCUCUAAUGGCGCGGUGAAGAUAGACAGCGACUUGUUUGACCUGCAGUCCUUCCAGGCCUCAGUGCAGGCGGGCUCUGGGGGGCUUCCUGCAGCCUCAGCCUGGUCCGAUCCUUUCACCUCUGCAGAAGACGGAGAUGAGUCCAUGCCAAACCUUAACCCUUUCCUCUCCAAACUUGUUGCUGAUGCCUCUCACUUACCUGUCGUGUCCUCUGACGGCGUUAGCUUUUCCUCUAGGACUGCUCAUGAAAUGUUUGGUGAUCGUUACAAUCCCUUUAUUGACACAAACUCAACAGCCAAUAACAGACGCACAGUGCGGAUAGAGCACUCCGUCUCAGACUCCUUCUGUGGUCCAGUGUCUGUGGCUCAGCACCUCCCACACCAGGCUUCUUUCCCUGUUGAGCCGUCCGCUGUAACAGGUCUAUUCAAAGGAUACGGACCACCGCAUGCCCCCCAACAGCCAGCAGGGGAACUGCACGUAGACUUUGAGUCUGUUUUCGGAACAAAAGCCACUGAUGAUAUUACUGGGGGCAUGCUGAAACCCACUCUUGCCGGCUCUGACCUGCUGCCCAAUCAGCUGCCAGAUAAGCUGGUCUCAGAUGAUCUUGACUCUUCAUUGGCUAACCUUGUCGGCAAUUUGGGUAUUGGUAACGGCACAAUGAAAAAUGACAUCCACUGGAGCCAGCCUGGAGAAAAACGAAUGACCGGCGGGAUGCACUGGCAACCCAAGGCAGCACCCUCCACAACCUGGAACCCAGUGUCCAUGGCACCGUCAGUCAUGGCCUUCCCCGCCACUACACCCACCGGCAUGAUGGGAUAUGGCAUGCCUCCACAAGUGGGCUCAAUGGGAGUCAUGAAUCCACCCACGAUGAUGUACAGCCAGCCUGUAAUACGGCCCCCCAACCCCUUCGGCUCUGUGUCGAGUGCUCAGCCCUCCGCAGCCUCUAGUCCUUCCAGCCAGAAGGAUCUGUUUAGAUGGAGUUCAUGUGAAUUGGAAGAGGAGUUUCUCUUAGAGUGA
Molecule: messenger RNA, 2169 nt
Organism: Knipowitschia caucasica
Lineage: Eukaryota; Metazoa; Chordata; Actinopteri; Gobiiformes; Gobiidae
Source: the annotation of a GenBank genome assembly